This is a messenger RNA of Rhagoletis zephyria (snowberry fruit fly), 671 nucleotides long. Its product is annotated as putative nuclease HARBI1. The record is from RefSeq and is a predicted model, not a curated record. Lineage: Eukaryota; Metazoa; Arthropoda; Insecta; Diptera; Tephritidae.
UCCUCGCCAGCGGCAGCUAUCAACUUGAAAUUGGUAGCGACUAUUUGAUAGGAAUGUGCCAGAGCACCAUCUCAGAAUUGACAUCCAAUGUUUAUAAAGAAAUGGAGAACAAGUUGUGUCCGGAGUUUAUACGGUUUGACCUAAACGAGUCUCAGAAAUGCAAGGAGUGGUUUGUGGAGCAAUACAAAAUACCGGGAGUAAUUGGUUGCGUGGAUGGCACGCAUAUUGGACUGCAAAAGCCAACUAAAGACGAGCAUAUGUUUUUUAAUAGAAAAGGAUUCCACAGUCUAAAUGCUAUGAUAGUAAGUAACUAUAUUUUGCACAAUGUAAGUAGAUUAUCUACAUUUUAUUGUCUUCGUUUGUUAGAUUUGCGAUCAUACUUACAAGAUCCUUGCAAUCAACUGUCAGUAUGGGGGUGCAGCACAUGAUUCCUUUGUGUGGAAGCAUUCCAACCAGAGAAUGACUUUAGAGGAGCAUUUUCAGCACAACAGGAAUGCAAAUUCCUGGCUACUGGGUAAUGCUAUAAAUUUUAAACGACCUGUGGAAGUUAUAAAUUUUUAUUUACAUUUCAAAGCGGACUCUGGGUACCCACUCGAGCCUUGGUGCAUUACUCCUUACAGAAAUCCUCAAGACGGAUCAGAGGAGGCAAGAUUUAAUGAGGUACAUUCAAA